CUCUGAGGCCAUUUUCAAAACUACAUUUAAGUUUCCAGUUGUUUUAAUUCAAAUUGGCAAAACGAUGGCUCAAAGCAAGAGUGCCGCUUAUGAUUAUCUUAUAAAGCUUCUUCUGAUCGGAGAUUCUGGUGUCGGCAAAAGUUGUUUAUUACUCCGUUUUUCCGAUGACUCCUUUACUCCCUCUUUUAUUACUACUAUUGGGAUCGACUUUAAAAUUAGGACGAUCGAAUUAGAUGGAAAACGAAUUAAACUUCAAAUUUGGGAUACUGCUGGUCAAGAACGUUUCCGCACUAUUACGACAGCCUAUUAUCGUGGUGCUAUGGGUAUACUUUUAGUAUAUGAUGUCACUGAUGAACGAUCAUUUAAGAACAUAAGGAAUUGGUUUUCCAAUAUAGAACAACACGCUAGUGAGGGUGUUAAUAAGAUUCUCAUUGGAAAUAAGUGUGAUUGGGUUGAAAAAAAGGCGAUCACGAAAGAACAAGGUCAGGCACUUGCAGAUGAAUUUGGUAUUAAAUUCUUGGAAACUAGUGCUAAAGCAAAUAUCAAUGUUGAAGAGGCAUUCUUUACUUUAGCUAGGGAUAUUAAAAAGAGAUUAAUCGAUACACAUGCACAAGAACAACAAAAUACUCAUAACAAAAGACUUGAAUUGGAUAACAAAAAUACUAAAUCCAAUUCAGGGUCAAGUUGUUGUAACUAAGUUGUCAUCAUCAUAAACAUUUAGUUUGAGCGUUGACUGACGAAAGUAAAUUCUUAAUUCUGUGUCAAUUUUUAUUUUAUUUUAUUUUAUAUAUAUCCUUUUAGCGCCGCUUGUUAGUUUGUCUUAAUUCAUUCAUCCUUAAUAAUAAUGAGUAAAUUUUCUAUUUAUUCAAUCGAAUGGAAAUAUUCUUUGAUUUUGAUGUUUUUGUUAUUGUUUUUUAUAAUUUAUUACUAUAUUAUUUCCCCUACCCUAUAGUGAAACUUAUUUUAUUUUUGAAUGAAAAUUGAAAAAAAUGAUUGUCAUUUUUAAUAUUUAAAAUUUUAAUAAAUUAAUAUAAAAUAAGCCGCAAUCUAUUAAUAACGUAAUAUAUAC
Rhizophagus irregularis DAOM 181602=DAOM 197198 is the source of this 1069-nucleotide messenger RNA. Its product is annotated as Ras- protein Rab-8A. Gene Ontology annotation, molecular function: GTPase activity; GTP binding. Gene Ontology annotation, cellular component: plasma membrane; endosome. The record is from RefSeq and is a predicted model, not a curated record. Lineage: Eukaryota; Fungi; Glomeromycota; Glomeromycetes; Glomerales; Glomeraceae. Gene Ontology annotation, biological process: protein localization to plasma membrane; regulation of exocytosis; protein secretion.